AUGGCACCAUUUAUACGUCGUGAAGAUAAAGAUGUCGAUCUUUUAAAAAAAUUAUUAAAUACACUCUCCUUUUAUUCUAAAUUUGAAAUCAAUGAUCACACAGGUGUUCCAUUAACAGAUAUUGAAAUGACCGAAGCUCAUUCUCAACAACUACUUCAAUUACAGCAUGUUACAUUCCGUUAUUUUAGAGAUGAUAUUAAAGAAUUACCAUUGGCUAAUUUGAGUUCUAUCGAAACAAGAGAGGGACUCUUAUGGCAUUUAGAACCAUUAUCAGAACAAGUAUUGACUCGUCUAUGUACUAUGCUUAAUAUUCGUAGCGAACCACUUGAUAUCUCUAUUGAUGUUGAUAUAAAAGAUUUUUUGAUAAACGUUCUUAUUGAUAAAUAUCAAAAGAGAGAAAGUCAGAUUGAUAUUAUCAAUAAUCAGCCUCUUUAUCCAGAUGAGGAAGCACUCUUUAAUGAUAGUUUAAUUCAAUCUCACUUUUAUCCCGGCGAUCAUCCCUUGGCUCUACCUAAAUUAAAUCUUCAAUUUUUGACCUUUCAUGAUUACUUUUUAAGAAACUUUACCUUGUUUAAACUUAAGAGUUUUUAUGAAAUUCGUCAAGAUAUUGAAGAUACUGUAAAGCAGCUUCAACCUAGGUUAACAUAUCCUGAUUAUAUAACUGAAUUUGCUGGUUCAGCACGCAUGGCGGUUCCUAUUAGCAGUUUUGGUGUUAUUGAUAUUGGUGAAGCUAAUCUCGGUGAAAAUAAGCCUUCUCGUGUGCGGGCUGAUAUUACUUAUGAUAUUAGUCAGUUUUCGUCUAAUAUUCGUUUUGAAUGGGAUGCUUUACGUAAACAUGAUGUAUUAUUCUUAUUAACUAUUGAAGCACUUGAAAAGUCAUCAGAUCCACUAGAAGCUGAUGAAGACUUUAGAGAACAUUAUGGUAUUAAGCAUAUUCGUGGUUGUGAAAUUGUCGAAGUAAUUGGUAGUGAUGGUCGUCCUAUUGAUGAGUUUUCGAUGAUUACUGCUGAAGAUAGAGCUGGAAAAUUAAAAGGUACACGACGCACGCUUCGUGUAGAACUUGAUCCAAAUCAAUACAAGAUGGAUAUGGAUAAAGUGAAUAACAAAAAGGCAACAGACCCCCAUACAACUUUUAAUAUCCUUGUACGUAGAAGGCCUCAAGAAAAUAAUUUUAAAUCUGUUUUAGAAACUAUUCGUGAUUUGAUGCAAACUCAUUUGAUUGUUCCUAGCUGGUUACAAAAAGUAUUCUUAGGGUAUGGUGACCCUGCUAGUGCUCAUUACACUAAUAUGCCAGAUCGAGAGCAUACUAUUAACUUUUACGACGCAUUAUUAGAUUGGGAUCAUUUCAAGACAAGCUUUGAAACUGGCAAAAAUAUUCAAAUUGCUUCCGGUGAAAAGGAGCCAUUGGACCCACCUUAUGUUGUGACUUUAUUAGAUGAUCCCAUGGAUGAAGAUAGCAAGCCUACAAAGAAAUCUAAAAAAUCCAAAAAAGCAACAGUGGUGGAAUCCAAGUCGGAGACAUAUGAGGUCUCCACUUAUAAGAUACCUAACAUGGGCCCCUAUAAACAAGAUAAUUCUAAAAAGAAUCAAAUUCGUUUUACACCUACUCAAAUUGAAGCCAUUUAUUCGGGUAUGAACAAUGGUUUAACAAUGGCUACUGGUCCUUCUAAUGCAGGUACAACUGAUGUUGCUGUCCAAAUUAUUGCAAAUUUAUAUCGCAACCACCCUGAACAGCGUACAUUAGUUUUAACACACAGUAAUCAUGCCUUAAACCAAAUUGUAGAAAAGAUCCUUGAAUUAGACGUAGAUCCUAGACACAUCCUUCGUCUUGGCCAUGGUGAAAAAGAACUUAAUACAGAAAUUCGAUUUAGUAGAUAUGGUCGUGUUACUGCAGCUUUAGAGAAUCGUAUUACUCUUCUCCAAGAAGUAAGCCGUUUAUCACAAUCACUUGCUGUACCAGGCGAACAUGGAGCAACAUGUGAAACAGCUAAUUAUUUCUUUAACGUACACAUCAUACCUCGUUGGGAGACCUACAUGAAUACGGUAUCUGACGCUGACUCGAUAGAAAAGAUUCGUGAUUUGUUUCCCUUUUCUGAGUACUUUACGAAUACACCUUCACCUAUCUUUACAGACAAAAUGACCCCGGCUGAAGCUAUUGAAUCGGUUAAGGGUUGUUUUAGACAUUUAAGUAACAUGUUUAAGCAACUUGAAGAAAUUCGACCCUUUGAACUUCUGAAGACAGGACAUGAACGAGCCGAUUAUCUAUUGACAAAGGAAUCCAAGAUUGUUGCAAUGACUUGUACAUAUGCUGCUUUAAAGCGACGUGAAUUAGUGGAAAUGAAUUUUAAAUAUGAUAAUAUUAUUUUUGAAGAAUCUGCUCAAAUUUUAGAAGUUGAAACCUUUAUUCCAUUAUUUUUACAAAAGCCUCAAGAUGGUAUGAAUCGAUUGAAACGUGCAGUUAUGAUUGGUGAUAAACAGCAGACACCUCGUACUGAUAAAGAGUCUGCUUUCCAACAAUAUGGUAAUGUAAAGCAGAGUAUGUUUGCACGAUUUAUACGAUUAGGUGUUCCUACUGUGCAAUUGGAAUAA
Molecule: messenger RNA, 2589 nt
Organism: Cokeromyces recurvatus
Lineage: Eukaryota; Fungi; Mucoromycota; Mucoromycetes; Mucorales; Mucoraceae
Product: P-loop containing nucleoside triphosphate hydrolase protein
Exons: 6
Coding region: 1-2589 (862 amino acids)
Cellular component (GO): catalytic step 2 spliceosome
Molecular function (GO): helicase activity; mRNA binding
Source: RefSeq, a predicted model, not a curated record